This is a messenger RNA of Tachysurus vachellii, 3477 nucleotides long. It is a transcript of the gene tbc1d20, whose product is annotated as TBC1 domain family, member 20. Gene Ontology annotation, cellular component: endoplasmic reticulum membrane. Gene Ontology annotation, biological process: endoplasmic reticulum to Golgi vesicle-mediated transport; positive regulation of GTPase activity. NCBI's taxonomy places the organism in Eukaryota, Metazoa, Chordata, Actinopteri, Siluriformes, Bagridae. The transcript is spliced from 8 exons. Gene Ontology annotation, molecular function: GTPase activator activity. The record is from RefSeq and is a predicted model, not a curated record. The coding region runs from base 290 to 1489 and encodes 399 amino acids.
UAUCUGGUAAAUGCCAGCUCAGAGAGGAUGCUGUAGCACAGACGCCGUAUUUGUCGCUACUUCGGAUGAAAUAAUGUCCGUAGCGGCUGUUUAUUAUGUACAGAUGUGAACGUAUGUGUAAAGCAGUGUUAAGCUUAGUGUUAAGGUCAGUUGACAGUCUGAGUGGGCGUGGCCUGUUUCCAAGCCGUUAUGCUAGCUGAUAUUGUGAUGUGCAGGAAAUCGGAUGGCUCUUGUGUGUUCACUGCUGUUCCUGCGAGCUGAAGAGAAAACAUAACAUGUCCACAACAUCAUGAACCUAAAAAAGACCAGAAAUGAUGGGAUCGGAAAACAAGAUGCUGACUCAAAGAGGAAGAGAAAGACGGCUGAGAUCACACAGGCUCUGAACGCAACACCGGUCGACGUGGCCACACUAAGGAGGAUGGCCAUCAGUGAAGGAGGGCUCAUGACCGAUGAGAUCCGCCGUAAAGUCUGGCCGUGGCUACUGAACGUCCCUGUAGAGAACAUCCCUGAAAAACUUGAUGAUGUGAAUAGAGAGAAUGAUAAGGACUAUAACCAGGUGCUCUUGGAUGUACAAAGAUCCCUGAGACGCUUUCCUCCAGGUAUGCCUGACGAUCAGAGGAUGGGACUGCAGGAAGAGCUGAUCGACAUCAUCCUGCGCGUGCUGCAAAAUAACCCCCAGCUGCACUAUUAUCAGGGCUAUCACGACAUCGUGGUAACCUUCCUGCUCGUGCUGGGAGAACGCCUUGCCACUGCGCUGGUGGAGAAACUCUCCACACACCAUCUCAGGGACUUUAUGGACCCCACCAUGGACAACACAAAACACAUCCUCAACUACCUUAUGCCGAUUAUAGAGCGAGUCAACCCAGAGGUGUACGACUUCAUGCAACAAGCUGAGGUGGGCACCAUCUUCGCCCUGAGCUGGCUCAUUACCUGGUUCGGCCAUGUAUUAUCAGAUUUCCGGCAUGUAGUGCGGUUGUACGAUUUCUUCUUGGCCUGCCAUCCACUGAUGCCAAUUUAUUUUGCUGCUGUGAUCGUGCUGUAUCGAGAGGAGGAGGUGCUGGACUGUGAGUGUGACAUGGCCAUGAUGCACCACCUGCUCUCUCAGAUCCCUCAAGACCUCCCCUACGAGACCCUUAUCAGUCGAGCCGGAGACCUUUUUGUACAGUUCCCUCCAUCCGAGCUAGCAAAAGGAGCAACUCAGGAGCGUUCUCAGCAAACGGCCGCGUCCACCUUCACAGACUUUGAGCUGGCCUCAGCGCAGCAGAAGCCUGAAACCGUGCUUCGCCGCAGACAGAAAGAGCAGCAGCAGAAGGAGCAUGGCAGCACCAUCGACCCUCAGCGUGGCACCGUGGCCGUGAUUCGACCUGCUGCUCGACGGCUUGUCAGACUGGCAGUGAUGGGCAUCACCGUGGCACUGGGGGCUGCUGCAUUGGCUGUAGUGAACUCUGCUCUGGAGUGGGCACCUAAACUCAACCUCUUGUUUCCCUAACAUGCACAGACCGGACCUGUCUCUCAGGACAUUGGGACGGGCCGUAUUCAGUUUCUUUUUUUAUUUAUAUAUGUGAGGCCUAAAUAAUGUCAUACUAAGAGAGAUUACAACAAAGUGUUUUUCCCUCACAGGUUUAAGCUAAGGAGCAGGAUUGUUUGAUGAUCACACUAUUGAGCCAGAGCGGAACAGUACAAGAUUGUCAAAAAAAAAAUCACAUGUACAUGCAGCCUCAAACUAGUCAUUUUAUGAAUUCGGAAUCCAUCAUGAACGUUGUACAUCUCUAAUUUGACAGUUUGUAUGUUUUCUUGUGAUCAUGUGAUAUUCAUUUCGUAGAUUAGGACUUGUACAAUGGGUUUAUACUUCACUCUUUUACUAACACUUUCUGGGCCCAUCCUCUUGCCCCUACCUCCUUACCUUUAUGGACCCAUCCACAUGGCCACACCUUUAUCAUCUCUCUAAAGCUGACCACCCGGCCUCACUGCCUUACCUUUCUGACCCAUCCAUUUGGACUCACUCAUUCAUCUCUCAGAAACUGACCACUUUACCCUGCCUCUUUGGCUUUGUGGACCCAUCCACCUGGCCAUCCCAUCACCUCCUUUAAGCUGGUUUCACCACUUGGUUCCACCUUCUUACUUUUCUGGCUCAUCCAUUUGGACUCGGGCCUCAACGAGUAAGGUUUCAUAACCAUUAGUCGGAAUAAUAACCAGUUAUUCGGAAUUGUAGCAUUAAAGUUAUAGGCACAUAAAGUGCCAUUUAUAUUUGCAACAUUACCAUCGUAUCACCUUUGAUACGUAAGAUUUGUAAUAGGCAUAGGUUUGUACCUGCAAAACAGAUUAUGGUGUCACGCUUACAGUCACAGAUUCAAAAACCUAAAACGAUGGAUUAGAGAUUCAUAAGAUUACAGCGUAAACGUUGCAAUUACGAGUGCUGAAUGGAUCUAUUCGUUAUUAAGAGAAAGUGAAUUCUCUUUACAUUACAAUAACAUUGAGACCAAAAUCCUUUAUUUAAUAUAAAUCCCACCUUUAUAUUAGAAGCACUUUUUUUUUGCAGUUAAUAAAGCUAAUUAUUUUCAAUAUGUGCUCUUUAACUGAAUAUGAAUAAAUUGUCACAGUUUAUAUACACUUCGUAUACUCAAAAUACAAGAACAUUGAUGUUUCAUUUUAGGGUAUAUUAUGGUAUACCAUCAGAUUUGCUCAUUGUUAAAGAAAUCAGAGCUCGGAGUAUCACCCAGUGGCUGUUUAUCAUCCAAUGGCAUUUUUUUAUUUUUAUUUUUUUAUUUGAUAACUGCACACUCCCUUAAGAGACGUUGAUGUAAGAUUUGCUCCAUUGUUCUCUAAGCGAAUGAUGAGCUGUGAAACUGUAAUAAAUUAUUAACCAUUCAUAAAAAAGGAGAAAAAUGGCAGUUAUCAUUACAUUCAUUCACUGCAUGUGCACAAACACAACUGAACAAUGUGUGAAAUUAGUCUCAGCGGUCUGGAUGUCGUUAUUCUUCAAAGCCCGGCGAUCUUUCUUCCGAUGUUUUUUACAGUUCGGUUUACAAUUAAACCGACAGAUCAAAUAUUUUAUGCAACAAUCUCUGUUAUGCACAAUUUCUGUUCCAUUACAGAUUCUGUUCUGUAAGUGGAGGCAUUAAAUAAUCCUGUAUAAAACAUCAUAAUAUGUUAAGAGUAAAUUGCGGGACUGUUUUAGUUACUUGAUGGUAUGGUUAUAGAAUCCCUUAGUAACAUAAACGGUGCAUAAAUUUGAAGUGUUUUCACUAUUUUAGAUAUCAACACAGUCUAAUCAUCACUUUAUAAAUCAACUUAUAAGAUUAAGUUAUAUAUUGUAACACGUGUUUAAUCCGUAUGUUCGCUUGAUCCAUACCUUCGCCAUACUUUAUAGUUAUUAAUAAAAAAAUCAUUUUUGGUCAUUUAUUUGUACUGAAAAUUUAUUCUUUAUGUUUGCUGCUUGCACUUUGCUGAAAAAUCCUGGUCAUUCUUUUAACAACA